Xyrichtys novacula (pearly razorfish) is the source of this 13967-nucleotide messenger RNA. Lineage: Eukaryota; Metazoa; Chordata; Actinopteri; Labriformes; Labridae. The record is from the annotation of a GenBank genome assembly.
CUUUUGUCUUGAGUGUGGGUUGUAGUUAAAACAUAACUGCAUGCAAAAUUCUGCAUGCAGAAUUAAAGUCAGUGACAAGACUUUGGAUGGGCAUUAGCAGUGUGCAUGACAACAGUCUGUGUGGGAAGUAAAAAAAUCAACUUUGAUGUAAUCCAAAUUCCCACAGGCUAAAAUUAGCUUUAAUUAAUAUCUACAAACAGCUCUAGAGGAAUACAAGUGCAGCAGAGUCACUUCCAAGAGCUGGCAAAAAGAAGGUUUUAGCCAAAAGUCUAACAUCAAAAAAUGCCUGCAAACAUCACUUCUCUGCUCCCAAAAUGACCACACACCCUAUUUGAGGGGAAAACACAUGCCAUGCACUAUAGGCUAUGACAUGGACUGUACCUGAGAAUCGAUACUAACAGUGUUCACUGACUGUGAAGUUAAAAGGUUUAAAACGCCCCCUUCUAAAUUUUCUAAAAGGUUAAGUUUUAAUAAAUUCCUUUAAUUUCAAAAUAUUUGGUACUAGAUUGACCGAGUAGAGGAGGACCAGUGAGGGUAAAAGUGAUGAACUCUAACUUUCAAUAGCGUUGAUGAUCGUCGAUUAGCAUCUGCUUCAACUCAAUUACUGUGCACACUUAAAACCAGAGGGAUCUGAUGCCCAGGAGGUAGAGCAGUUGUUUAAUAACUGGAAGGUUGGCGGUUUGAUUCUGCCCAAGCCAAGUCUGUCUGUCGUGUCCUUCAGCACGACACUGAACCCACCUUGCUCCCAGUGUGUGUCCUCUAUGGGUGUAUGAUUGUGAGUGAUGUUUGGUUGUGGUAGGGGAGGCCAUUGGCACGAAUUGGCAGCCAUCUUUCUGUCAGUCUGCCCCAGGGCACCACCAGGGUGUGGCUGUGUGAGUGAAUGAAUGAUGUAUCCGUGGGGUCACUGAUAAAAAGCAUUAUAUAAAAUCUGAUGCAUUAUUAUCAUUUUGUUUCAGGUGAGUGAAAUGCAUUGUUUUGAUCAGCAGAAAUUAUGUGUUGUCAGUCCUGCAGCUCUAACUGUCACUUCUGCCCAUGUCUUGGCUUUACCAGCCCAAUAUAUCAGUGCCUAUCGGGGUACUGUUUUGGCUACGUCUCACAAGGACAAUAAAUGGCGCUCACUUGACCUCAUAGCGGCUGCCUUUCACCUUUUAUUUCAAACAGUUUUUAAAAAUCAACACAAUUUAUGUUUUAAUUUUCUCCAAAAAAAAGGAUGGAAGAAGAGCUCUGCACUUCUGGGUCAUGUAUGAGAAUUUAUUAUCUCUUGAGAGGCAUUAUCUCGUUUCACUCACAAAUGGAGUAUAGUACAAGACAAAUUCCAACAUAGCGCUUGCAACCCAGAAAACCUUUAGAUCAUUAGCUAGACUACAAACUUAACAGUAAAACUGGACUUGAGUUUUGUUGAUUUUUCAUCCAGGAAUAAUGUCUACUUUUCAUUUUGACAGUUUAGGGAGCAUGUUUAUCAACCAAUUUUUAGUAAAUUCAGACUAAAGAAAUUCCAACCAUUUUGAACUUUGGAGAUUCAUGCAUAUUUCUCAAGUAGAUUAAGUUAAAAAAUAAAGUAGUCAAGCUGUAUUUUCUGAUACUUUCUAAUUCUGACCUGUGAAAGAAGAGCUUUGGGGCUUUGGGCUAUCUGUGUCACCAGAUAUUCCACAAACUACAAGCACAAAAUUGGCUGUAUAUUAGUCACAUCAUAUACUUUUGACAAAAAUGUAUGUGUACAUCAGUGCAACCCCACAGUCACUUACUAAAAGGAUAAGUGUAUGAAAAAUUCAAGUGGAGCAGGAUCCAGGCUGAGGAAAGAAAAACCUAACAUCCUGUCUUUACCUCACAGCUGUAUUUUGUCAUUAGUCCAUGUUAGUUUACAAAUAAAGUCUAUUAGCAUCAUGGAAAGAUUGAUCUUAUGUUGAUCUAGAAGAAGUGGUAACUGUGGGUUUCCUAUGGCCAGAACAGUAUUAUAAUUUUGAACUCACUUUUGAAUGACUAAACACUCCUGAACUUUAAUUUAGUGUCAUAAUGUUGGGAUCUUAUGCAUCCAUGCAUUGCCAAGAACGUGUGAGUGCUUUCCGCAGCCACAGUCACCCUAGCAGCAGAGAAAAUAUUAGACUGGAAACACUAGUGGGGAGUCACCAAGUACAUUCACUUGAGAGCUGUGCUCAAAUUUUGAGGUAUAUGACCAUUUUAGGUAACUUUAUAUUUUAACUUUACUCGAUCAUAGAUGAAAAUACUGCAGCUUUUACUUAUCUAUAUAUUUAAUGGCUAUUAUCAGAUCAUUUGCAGAUCCAUGGCAUCAGCUUGAGGCCUUUUUAAGUUAUUCAGACACGUUUUUAUGACUCCUCAAGGCCCUGUGAUGUAAAAUCAAUAAUUAUUCAUAAACUCAAUCAAUCAAUUAAUUUUUAUGCAUAUUGUGCCAAAUCACAGCAGUCGUUAUCCCAUGAGUAACAUGAGUGAAGUGCUUUUCAGUAUUUAGCAGGUUACGGUGGCAAGGAAAAAUUUCCCUUUGACAGGCAGAAACCUUGAGCAGGACCAGACUCAUGUUAGACAGCUACCUGCCACCACUGGGUGGGGGAAGAGAGAGGAUGGAUGGAGAUACAAAGAGAGAGAGUAAUAGACUCCAAAUUGUAAAAGCAUUGGAGUAGAUCUUUUGUUUGUGUCACUUUUCUCUUAUAAAACACUUCUCUCCUCUUAAGAUUUAUUUUUAUGACACUUUCAAAGGGGCCUGACCUGCAGAUUGGUAACCUUUUCAGAGUAGAUUACUGCCCCUGCAAACAGUAAUGCAAGUAAUAAAAUAUUAAAACUGAUUGACUCUAACAUUAUUUGAAUAGCAUUUUUCUCUUUUUUCUCUAUCAUGAUCGGAGUUAGUAUAUUUGAAUGCUUGAUUUCAUAUGAUCUUUACAUUAUUAGAUUGGCACACAAAAUAAAAUGUAUUUCUAUCUCUGACUGAGACAUGACAAGGUCAAUGAAAUUUUGGAGCUGUUCACGUGCCUGAUACACCUGUAGUAACUUUUAACUUUUAGUUCCCAAUAAAGGAGACCCAUUUGUGGACAGCAGCUUGCACCUGAUUUUUUUGCAUGAGUUUUUGAACAUGGCAGAUUUACUUUUAUUUUGUUUUUGUAACUGUAAUAAAUAUAAAAAGUUCAUUUCAGCUAUGCUACUCUCAUAAAUAAUGUGCAUACUUUUAGCCUUGAAAGUAUAUGCAUUUUGAGCCUAAGGUCUUCAUGACCAUGCUGUUGUUUGUCUCUAUUCACCAGUCCUUUUUGUGAAGUAUCUUGAGAUAACAUUAGUUGUAAAUUGAAGCUAUGAAAAUUAAUGAUUUACAAACUGAUCAUUGCCCCUGGCUGGUCCUGUUUACAGGGGGAUCAAAAUCUACUUGUCAGAGCAAACAAUGCAACACCUGGCAAAGGCUCUAGUAACAUCAUGCAACUAAACUCCUUAGACUCGUAAAAACUGAACCCAGCAGUGUAACUUCCACCACUUCAAAACAGCACAUCACCAUAUUGUUAAUAAGUCUCCUCUAGUUUGUUGUUAAUAAGUCUCCUCUCGUUUUAUUAGUGGUACUAGUUUGACUGGAGUGGCCAAACUGGAGCUUUAACAUUGGACGGGUUGGUCAGGUUUUUUAAAUUUUAGGGGCUUGGGGACACAACCCAAAUAGUUGAUUUAAAUAUGGGUGCUACCUCGACAAAGGCAAAUAGCAUUCAGGAUUAUGCUAACCUCCAGUUGCUGCUUCAAUCAAAUUUAAAAUCCUACUUAAUAUCAAAAAACAGUUACAAAAACAGCCCCAUCCAACCUGCUAUUCCUAACCCAGGUCUCUACAUCCCCUCCUGCCUACAAUGCUCUCACAUCACGACCCUAAUAAGUCACUCAUGAGAAUCUUCUCCUCUGUUGUUCUCAGGUGAUGGGAUGAAAUACCUAAAUCCAUUGGAUUUAGUGAAUUUACGAAUUCGGGUUUAGGAAGGAAGAAAGAGCUUACCAAAUGGAUAUGCCAUGAAAUAAUAGCAAAUGACCUCAUCUUAUGUAGCUCAAACUUUCUACCACUUGAUGGCAGCAGAGACUCUGAUGUAGAACACCCCAAGUAUGUGUAUUUACACUAUGUUUUUGAGUAAGAACAUUACAUGAAAAAAAAAAUUCAAUGGUGAAGAAUAGAGUCAAAAAAACUCUGAGGCGAAACUUGGGUGAAAUUACACAGAAUGUCCUCCCCUCCUCUAUCAACAACGGUGUAUGUCUUUACCAAGGAAAUGGCUGAGUCCUGGGGUAAUACCACUACCUGUACAGUCUCAUGGGCUGUGCUACUCCAAAAUACAAAUGAGCUUAACUUUUCUUUGCAGCACUACAAUAAUAGAGCUAAAGACUUGGGUCACAGGAUUUACUCUCUACUGGAAAGCACUUACAUCACCAGGCAUUUCACUGAGAAAGUGUAAGGAGUUGAUUUAUUCUCUUUACCAUAAUCCAUUACAGAACAUGGUAUCCAUGAUUUAUAAUCAACGUGCACGUUCCACGAUAAAUGUUGGCGGUCAAAGGUCAAACUUUCCGCAAAUUGUUGGGCAUUGAAGUUUUAAUUUCAGUGUCACUGGUAAAGAGCAGAAGGUGAGUAUCACAACACAUAUUUUCACAUUUUUUUCAUGGUGGUGGGGGAGGGGGGAGGGGGUCAAAAAUUAGAACUCCAGUUUAACUUCGAUAACAUGCCUUUGCUUCACCUUUUAUUGAAAUAAGAUGACAUUAAAUAAAGAGUUUGCCUCUAUUUUUAUACUGGCCAAGGGUUGAUAAUAUUACAUUUGGUCGGAAUAUAAAUGUCUAUUACACUCUGAUAAAAAAAAGGCUAAAACACUUGUAGUAUUUUUAUAAGACACAUAGGUGCAUGUUGGUGAACAGUUUAUUCAAUUUCAUAGUGCGCACCUUUUGUUGAGGGUUUGAGGUGAGUCCUUAAGGUUCGACUUUAAAGGGUACACCUGGUGCUUAAAUCUUAAAACAUUGCGAAAACGAUGACUACGAAUCCAAUGUAGUCCAUCAGAGAACUUAACUGUACUGUUUGGUUAAAGUUAGGACAUAAUUGUAGACCCCGAAGCAAACUACAGCGUAAAGGUUCUGAAUUUUAACUCUUGACAUCCCUACAAAAACUACCAGUGCGCCCUCCCAACCAGAUGAUGUCAUACAAAUUGCGCAGCCAUUUUGUUAGCUAGCUUGAGGUUAGAGAGGUUGGCUGCAGUUGCACAGCUGCAAAUAUUCACACUGGUUUGGCGAUUUCGCUCUUAAAAUUCCACCUCAUGAGCAGACCUAUCAAUGUUAUUUUUCAUGUACGAAUUUCGGCCAAGCGUUUUUAGACAAGAGGAGGGUCCGUGUAUUUGUUGACAGUAAACAUAGUCCGAAAUUGUAUGCUCAUUCAUUUUUCAAGCUGCUUUGAGUUUGCUAGCUUGUUAGCGAGCUGGCUAACUUGUUUACGCGUGCUGCCCAUGGCCUAAAGCUGCUACACGUGAGAGAGUUGUGGAGUAAGUCCUAGUUUGGCAAAGUUUGUCUGUUUGCGUCUUUCUGUCGUUGCAUUUCAGUUGCGUCAUCCCGUUAACAGAAGUAAACCUCCGCGAGCGUCGUCACUACAAACUCGCACGCAUCGUCCCGGUGUUUGCUGGUAACUUGAGAUCUCUCCGCUGACUCCUCUUGGAUCAGCGCUCAGCCAAAUCAGACACCAUGUCAGAGCUUUACAUUCGUGUGGCUGAGGAUGAAAACGAAGAGCCCAUGGAGAUCCCCUCAGAGGACGAUGGUACUGUUUUGCUGUCGUCUGUAGCGGCACAAUUCCCAGGGGCGUGCGGGCUGCGGUACAGGAACCCGGAGUCCCAGUGCAUGAGGGGGGUCCGACUCGUGGAGGGUAUCCUACAUGCUCCAGAAAACGACUGGGGAAGCUUGGUGUAUGUCGUCAACUACCCCAAAGGUGAGACAGGUGAUAGUGUUUACAACUUAACUUUACACCGACCAGCCACAGCGACCAUGAAUACCUGAGCAAUGAGGUGCAACCCAGUAUACCAGCUCUGCCUCGAAUCUAAUUUUCUGUAUGCUUUUACUCAGUCAAUUUUGUUGACAUGAUCAGACAGAUGAUAAUAAAACUCUAAAUUUAUUAUUGAAGAUGUGGAGGUGUACUGAGAUGUGUCACAGUAAAAAAAUAUUUUGAGCGAAACACGAGAUAGAUCUUUUAAUAUGAUAUACUCUACAACACACCAAACACCCACCACAACUUAAACAAGUAAUUCAAAGAACAAUUAUCACCUGUUGAAUUAUGAAAAUAAGUUGAACAUGUAAAACAUGGGUUUUUCUUUGGUUUGUCCAGGUGUUAAUAAUGUUGUGGCUGGUCACAUUUUCUGAUAACAUAAGAUGAAAUUACCCCAUAUGUCUUGAAAGGGUUGGGUCACUGUCACUGCAGAAUCAGACCCGUCUUUGUGGUAGUAAUGGUAAGAUGUUGGUGUUCUAGUAAACAUAACUAGAUCUUUGACAUUGUGCAACAUGAUAGACUUAAACGGUCUACAACACCUGUCCUCAAACUCUUAAACAACACAGUAGAUGACUUGGUUUGUGCUCGGUGUUACGUGUGGCCUGGAAUGCCACUGAUGCUCUCUGUCUCUGGUCUCCCUUCUCCUUCUGCCACCUGCACACCUGGGUGCACUCUAUUUAACAUUUUCUACCUAUGGUAGUCCAGUUUUCGCUCUUUUUUUUUUUUUUUCUUACUUGGGUUCCAGUUAGGGUUGGGCGACAUUUAUAUUUUUUCAUAUCAGUAAAUAUCGAUAUAUAUCGCAGGAUAGAAAAAUUACUUCUGAAUCUUAAUUGUUCCCUGUUACUCUUAAAUGAAAUGUAACAGUGCUUAUUGGUAGCAUGUCUUUUGCAAUACAAUAAGCCUCUGCAUCUGUGAGGUCUUUGUGUCUCCAACGUUUUGUUGAAGGCGAUGCGCUAGAGAAAGCGGACUGAAUGGUCGGCUGUUUCGGCUGCUCAGGCGCCAUGGGCUCCUUGCUCUACUCGGGGUUAGUAACCUUUUGCACUGCCAGUGUUCUACUGCGUGGCACUGCUUCAGGUGGUGAAAAAGAUUUGAGGUAUUCCCCAAAUUUACGACAACAUAUACUCACCAUAUUUUGCAGUGCACAUUACUCUGCUUCAUGUUCGACCUCAAAAAAAACAAAAUACUUCCACACCACCAACGUUCUCGUGCCAGUGUUGUUGACGAUAUCAUCAUCUGUUGAACCUUCAUCUGCAUUUCUGCUGGGGGUAGCACUCAUUUUCUUUUUUUUUCUCACCAACAGUGCUGUCGGCUUCACGUGUUAAAGUGCUGUGGUUGCGUCUAGUUGCAGCCUGCUACUACACAGUUGUUUGCUUCUUGGUUCUAAUUCAGCACAUGAUUGGUUCAGCGUCAAGCCGACCUAGAGCAAAUCCCCUUUUCAUUGGCUAUUCGUAUAGUCUACCAAAACAUGGCAGAAUUGAUUUUCGAGAUAUAUUAUUAUCAUUUAAUCGCCCAGCUCCAGUUCCAGUUAUAGUUUUGUUAGGGGGAGGUUCUGACACAACGGUCCAUUGCUCGGCUGGGCCAGCAUCUUUACCUAUUACUUCAUUUUGGACAGGGUCUCCAAUUCCUUUUGUUUGUCCGUGGUUAUUGGAUUCAUUUUUAGGGAAAAUAAAGCAUGCGGGGUUAAUUUUUCAUUCAUUUGUGAUGUCCCUCUGUUCGUAUGUUAUGGUCCCUUUGUACGAGCUUUUGGGUUUUUUUAGUGUUAAGGAGGCUGUAACACUUGGGUUUAUCCAACAUUCAGCUUAGCGUCUUGUUGCUGAAUGGAAGCAAAUCCCUGCUGCCAGAUCUUAGACAAGGGUAGAAAAAUUUCUCAUAGGAAUGGGUUCUGUUAUAAGUGCGCACUAUUAUACAUCAAACUUUCAGCACGUGUUGUUCCGUCAGCACUCUUUUAACUGUCUAUGUAUCAUAUCUGUUGUUUGUCACUGUCACCACAGUCCUGUUUUGGGUUGAGAGGCUUAAAAACCUUAAACUCCAUUUAUUGGAGAUUUGUAUUAACAUGUGCUUGCCUCUUUUUUCUUUUGUUACAAAUCUAUUUUUUGUCCACAGAUAACAAAAGAAAGAUGGAAGAAAUAGACGCUGCCUCAGCUGUAAAAAUAAAAAGGGGCUUUCAGAAGACAUCAGAUCUCAUUGUCCUCGGGCUGCCAUGGAAAACAACAGAGCAGGAUCUGAAAGAUUACUUCAGUACUUUUGGGGAAGUCAUCAUGGUGCAGGUAAUGGCAGCUUAUCAUUUCUGCAUCCCACAUAGUUGAACACUGAUAUCAUUGAUCUUUUCUAGUUUGUUAAAAAACAGAAAUAAAGCAAGAUUUUUUUUUUCUGCAUUCGUUCCAGGUCAAAAGAGAUGCUAAAACUGGCAACUCAAAAGGGUUUGGGUUUGUUCGGUUCACUGACUAUGAGACUCAAACCAAAGUUAUUGCUCAGAGACAUAUGAUUGAUGGACGAUGGUGUGACUGCAAACUUCCCAAUUCAAAGGUAAUGAGUUUAAUUCAAAAGUAAUAAUGGUCACAGUUUUUAUGCGUAGUCAGUUGUAUUGUAGUCCGGCCAAAACAGCUGGCAUUGACACCUGAGACGGAAUCAGAUGUAGAAAAGUCCAACCAAAAUAGAAGCAAUUAUGUAAAAAGUAUCCAAGUAAAAGUGCUCAAAUAUUUAGGCCUUGAAAUGUACUGACAGUGUAGUCCAAAUUAGACUUCAGAAAGGCUUAUCCACCUGACUAAUCAUACUGGCCCUUACAUAAUGUUUGGGAGACUCCAGUACUGACAUCAUAAUAAAUUUAGAUGGCACUGAAAUAGAAAGAGAACAAAUGGAGAAAGACAACAAUAUCUGAGCUCUAAUUUACGAUUCAAUUAUUUUGAGAAUGUUUUGCUUCUCUGAAUCUUGAAUGGUAUAUAUAACUUAAUGUCUGGUACAUGGUUAGUUCAUUGGAAUCCUAACAGGGUGAAACAAGAUGACAAAGCAUUAUCCUAUCUAAAGCGUAUUAUUCUGCCGAGCAAAGUAACACAGAAUGUAACUGCUUAUGGUUGAAGUUUCUUUGUGAAUUAGACCUUCACUCAUCAGCCCUGCAGCUGUUCCCUCAAGUGAAGGACCAGAUCCAAUAUCAAAUUAUCGAGGCUGUAUAGCCUACCAAUGUAGCAUAUAAUUGUAAUGCUAAUUUAACUUCAUUGUUAACAAACAGAAGUAAAAAGUGCCACAGCUGUUGAGUUGAUAUGAUGAUAUUAUUCAGAAUUAAUAACUAUUAUUAAGGGGGUUUGACUUAUCAGAAUCAAGUAUUUGGCAGGUGAGCGGUAAAAAAGCCUGCUACUAAGCACCAUUGGGAAGGUGAAAACAGAAUUAUAUUUUCUUAAUGUUAAGGACCAGUUGGUAGGAUCUUAAUGGCCAUCUGGCAGUAAGACAUUUUUGUUAAGUCCAACUGAAUAUUUAAGGGUUGAUGCUCUUUUUGAAAAGAUCAUAGUGGGCUGUUUGAAGAGGGUAUCAGAGGGCUUCGAGCUUUUAAUUAAAUUUCAGUUGUGUCAGAACAGGAAGACAUUCCACAAACAACAAACUUUAGUGCUGUAAGAUGAAAUUAAAUAGAAGAAAAAAAGAGAGAAAUCUCCCUUUUUAGUUCUUAUGAUUUAAAAAUGCUAUUAAUUGUAUUUAAAACUUAAAAAAAAAAAAAAAAAGCUGAGUGAUAGUUUUGCAGCUUGAAAGCAUUUAACAACGUAGAUAAAAUAAUUCCACAGAAGGUUUACUUAGAAAAAAAUGAAGACAUAGUUUAUCGUUUUCUUCCUUGUCUUUGGCUCCUCAGGCAUGUCCAGAUGAGCCCAUGCGGAGCCGCAAAAUCUUUGUUGGUCGCUGCACAGAAGACAUGACGACUGAUGAACUGCGGCAGUACUUCAUGCAGUACGGUGAAGUCACUGAUGUCUUCAUCCCCAAACCUUUCCGGGCGUUUGCAUUCGUCACUUUUGCUGAUGACCAGGUGAGAUUUAACUUGAGUUGCAGAGUUUGAUAAUAAUUUGGCAGUGUUAAAACGACUGUAUUAAUAGUCCUUUUGUUCGCUUGCUUCCCAGGUUGCCCAAGCCCUGUGUGGAGAGGACCUGAUCAUCAAGGGUGUCAGUGUGCACAUCUCCAACGCUGAGCCCAAGCACAAUAAUAGUAGGCAAAUGAUGGAUCGUGGGCGGUUUGGGGCUGGUGGGUUCAGUGGGGGUUACGGCAGUAAUCGUGGUGGGCUAGGCAGUGGUAGCGGUGGGGUUAACUUUGGGGCUCUUGGUCUGAACCCUGCAAUGGUGGCUGCUGCUCAAGCAGCACUGCAGAGCAGUUGGGGAAUGAUGGGCAUGCUGGCUAACCAGCAGGGUCUGACCACAGCAGCAGGCACAGCCACAACAACCCGAGACCAGACCUAUAGCUCUGCCAGCACCAGUUACAGCAGCCCCAGCUCAGCCAGCCUUGGCUGGGCUGCAGGCACUAACACAGCCUCCAGCGGUGGCUUCAGCUCCGGCUUUGGCAACUCCAUGGAGUCUAAAUCUUCUAGUUGGGGGAUGUAGUUAGCUUCAAAUUGACCAUUUCUGUUGCUAUUAGGUUGAUCUGGUAAGUAUUCUUACAGGGGAACUGCUUAUAUCUUAUGUUCCUAUAAUUUAAAGAAACACUGCCUUUUAUUUUGUCUACAAGAAAAUUUAUACUUGUGUGAUUGAUCAUGUGGUCAUCAUUUAAUGAGUGAAAAUUUCAGUUUUUUAGUGGAAAAUGCCACACUCCUUUUAUGUUUUUGAGAAAAUGUUACACAGAUGACUGUGCAUGCAAGCUGAAUAUUUAUGAACAUGCACGACUAUCUCCAGAGCCCCUCAGCCCCUUGUACAACGGGCUUGAUAUGAUGAUAUGUGUUUAUGCAGUUGAUUGCAUCUUUUUGUUUGUUUUUGUUUGACGUCUUUUGAAAAAGCCUUCAUGAAAAUCUCUUCUGCAGUUCACCAACUCUUUCCCAAUUUCCCGGGAGGAAGCGCCUCAUUGGCUGCAAUGUUCGCCAGAUCUCAGUAUCAAUUCCCCUCUUCCCAUGUGUAAAUGCUUUGUCAUCAAAGAACACAGCUUCACUCUGCAUAUACUGUUUUCGACGGUGGGUGUUGUCUUUUUUUGUUGUCUUUUUUUGUCGCUUUUUUGAGAUCAAUGAGUGGGACUGGUGUUGGACCGAGUGAGAGUGAGCGAACGGGAGAACAAAAUGAAAGGAAGCAAGUGUGAGAAGGACUGUUUGUGGAAAUCCUUUUUUAAGAGACAAAUGCCUGCGAGCGUUGAAGAACCUGUGGCUUUGUGCGAGUGUGAGAGGAGGAAGCAAGUACGAGUGUGUCCCUACUGGCCAUCACAAGGACAUUUACUGCGUCUCGAGAUCUCUGUGGUCUCAGCUUUCUCUCAUUGUUCUCUUUAAAAGACAGUGAAAACAAGAGUGCUUAGAGUAUUUGUAUUCUUUCAUAGCUUUCUCUUGCUGUCUGAUUUGAUGUGAAUGCUGUGUCUGGUUGUGUGCUUUUUUUUCUCCUUGUUAUCAUCCCCUCUGUGUGAAAAUGUGUCUUUGUGACUCUGUGAAGUCUGUGUGGGGAGGGGGGCAAACAUGGAAAGUGUGUUGAAGUUUGCAAGCAAGUUUUGAGAUUGAUGUGGUGAGUGUUUGACGAGUUUCCAUUGAAAGUUUGUGUUUGAAGUGGUUACGAAUGCAUUUUCUAUGUUUUGUGAAUCUAAGGGAAGCCUGAAUAAAACUGAAUUUGACUAGGUAUAACACACCUUUGACAGUGACUUAUUUUUUUAACUUUACAUUAAUGGAAAUGCCAACACUUUAAUUCACAUGUAUAGGAGCCUUGGACAUGGACAGCGAAGGUUAUCGUCUGAAUCCAGGUUGGAGUGAGUUAUGGACAAACUGAAGACAUUGUCGGCACAAAGAGUGGAAUUGCUGCACGUCUACCUUAAUCCUGAAAAGAUUCUUCUUCACCUUCACUUGCAAGAACACCUGGACCAUCCUGUCAGGAAAUUUUAAGUGGACAACACUCACUUGGUAGAGGUACUUUAUACCUACAGAUGUCACAAACAGGGCAAAUGUCACACUGGAGUGUUAACGGUUCAUUUUUAUUUCAAACAUGAAACAUGCAGCCUGCCUUAAAUCUAAAACAUGCAUUCUGUCAGUAAAUACUUUAUUCUUUGUUACAUCAGAACUUAAAGAAGUACUAACUCUAAGGUCUCAUUAAUGUGAGCAUUUAAAAAUGGCAGCUUGUGAUCUUGUGAUGUUUGAUUGUAAAAUGGUUUGAAUGUAUGAGCUAAAUGAUAUCCAAAGGGACUUGGAAUAACAGACUGAACAUACCAGCAGGAAUUCACACUUUCUGUAUUGAAAUAUCUUAGAAUUGCAGUGCAAAAUAAAGGUUUGGAGUUUUUUUUAUUGCCUGUCAUCUGUUACAUCUAUAGGUCAGUAUAAGUGUUUUUCUACCUGUUUCCCAUUUACUCCAUUUAGACAGUUUUCUGUAAACUCAGACUUGGUUCUUGGUGUGAAAUGUGCCAGAAGUGUCUUGUGUAGUUUGUUGUGUGGUUGUUGGCUGUAGUUAGUGUAGUUUCAAUGUUUUACCUGCUGAGGGUGCUGUGGUACCAUUUUGGUCUUAGAGCAUGUGAAACAAGACUCCCAAGUCAUCAUUUAUUCAUUAAAAUAUAUUGAUUAGCUGUAACUUUGUGACCACCCACCUGAUACGAUAAAGAUCCACCUCUAAUCAGGUCAGGUCCAAAACAGCCCUGACCUGAUGAGACAUGGACUCCACCAGACCUUUGAAGGUGUGCUGUGAUACUGCACCAAAACAUUAGUAGCAAAUCCUUUAAAUCCUGGAUGUUGUGAGAGGAGGCCUCAGUGGAUCUCACUUGGUUGUCUAGCACAUCUUAAAGAAGUUGGAUGGAAGGAUCAGGAAUGUAAAGACCAAGUCAAAACUGCUGCGUAGCUCCAGGCUACCUACCCUGUGGUCCAGUUCUGAUGCUCAUUCAUCUAUAGUAGGAGCUUUCAGUGGUGGGUGGAUAAGUCUGUGUACCCUCAAUAGCCCAGAGUCAUUUCACCCAAAACAAGAAAAACUUACAUGUGCUCUUAGACAUGACUUUCAUAACAGUGAUUAACUCUCUCAGCACUUUGAGCUGCUGGGUCAGAUCACGUCAGUCAGCCUUUACUUAGAAAUAGCCUCGAGAUGCUCAGUCAAACUUGGAGUUUUUUUCUUUUCAAACCUAAAUAACAUUCCUGCUGGAUGUUUUCAACUGUAGACUUGUUCAAAAACUUUGAUUGUAAAUGAAAAAAGGCUGUUAAAUUGAGAUUAAAUUGAGUCACUUAACCUACUAGCAGACUAGAUUAUUUAAAUGAGAAGACUAAAUCUGUUCACAAGGUGAAUUUUGUACAACACUUACUGUUAAGGCCACAUACAUCCCUUUAGUUACUGGAGUUGAAGUUAAACUUGUUGCUAAACAUUUGGGAUCACAGGAUGAAUGGAUGUGCUAUCUUUUGCAUCAAGCAGGUCCAGGGAAUGUUUCUGCAUACCUGCCCCUCGGUACCUCCCUGAUCCACAAAAAGAAAGAGUAGCUCAAUUGUUCCUGAGCACCUGUCAUUCAUCUGUAGUUUGGGGUUUGUUUACUUCUCUGGUAGCGAAACAGUUGAUUCCAUUGCUCACUGAUCCAAUAUAGUUGUGUCCAUAUUCAUCUGGAUUCAGCAAAGUCCGUAAAGUAUUUUUAUUAUUAUGUUAUAUGUUAUACAAUCUAUAUGUACAAUAUUAAUGCAAUGAUCUUAAUAUAGCUAUGUAGUUCAGAAAGGGAACCUGAUUGUAAAUCUUGUGAGGUAUUGCUGUGUUUGACAGUAUUUAGAUUGAGUAUAAAAACCAGUAGUCUGCUCCUGUCCAGAAACAAAACAGAUUUAUGAAACAUACCAUCAGACUGGGAGCCAUGCUCUUGCAUUUAGAUGACAAUAAACACCAGUUUGUGUUGA